Messenger RNA from Octodon degus (degu), 3531 nucleotides. It is a transcript of the gene Tdrd1, whose product is annotated as tudor domain containing 1. The record is from RefSeq and is a predicted model, not a curated record. Lineage: Eukaryota; Metazoa; Chordata; Mammalia; Rodentia; Octodontidae. The transcript has 26 exons. The coding region runs from base 1 to 3498 and encodes 1165 amino acids.
AUGUCAAGAAACUCAGAAGCAUCUACGUGUCAAAUGACAGAGCCAUUUAAUUUUGAAAAAAAUGAAAUCAAGCUUCCAGCACACGAUUCUUUAAGAACUACUGGAGGACAUCAUAACCAUCCUAAUUUCAGGUUGAAAAGUCCAGAGAAUGGAAAUGAAAACAAUUUUUUGCUUUGUGAGCAAACCAGGCCGUAUUUAGUCGGCCAGGAAGACAAUUCAGUGUCUUCAAGUGAAGAUAGCAUCAAUGGUGAAGUGAGUGAAUCCAAGGAGAACGGAAAGGCAGGAAACUCAGUGUCUCCAUUAAGUGUGGGAAAUAAUUCACCCCCCAGAGAAAUACCUACUAAGCCUACCAAUAAUGUGUCUUCUGCAAAGUCAAAAAAAUCACACCAGUUUAAGAAUUCCUUGUCCAUAAGCAAUCCAGCACUUUUCAACUCUUUACGACUUCCUUUUCGCUCCACAACUUGCCAUCGCUGUGGCCUGUUUGGGUCACUGAGGUGCUCUCAGUGCAAGCAGACAUACUACUGCUCCACGGCGUGUCAGCGGAGGGACUGGCCCACCCACAGCAUUGUGUGUAAACCUGUCCAGCCGAAUUUCCGCAAACUUGAAGAUAACAAGCUACCUUUUGAAACAAAUACGGAGGUGCAAAAUGAGAGUGACUGUUCACCUGGGGUUACUAAAGAAAUAGCCAAUGAUGCUGUGAAAAUAAUGUUUUCUGAUUUGAAAAGUUUGCAUCUCAAGACAACCAUGGAAAUAAAGGGAACAGUUACUGAAUUCAAGCAUCCAGGAAACUUUCAUGUACAGCUGUAUUCUUCAGAAGCUUUAAAACACAUGAACCAACUCUCUGUAAGCCUAAAAGAAGCAUAUGCAAAUGUGGUGCCUGAAGAUUAUAUUCCUACUAAGGGAGAAGUUUGUGUGGCCAAGUACACUGUUGACCAGACCUGGAAUAGAGUAGUCAUACAAGAUGUUGAUGUGCCACAGAAGACAGCGCACGUCUCGUAUAUUGAUUAUGGAAAUGAGGAAAUAAUUCCAUUAAACAGAAUUCACCAACUAAGUAGAAACAUUGAAUUGUUUCCUCCUUCUGCUAUACAGUGCUUUGUGGCUGGUGUUAUCCCAGCAGAGGGUGUUUGGAGCGAUGAUUGUAUCAAAACUAUUAAGUCAUUGCUGAUGGAGCAGUACUGCUGUAUAAAGAUUGUUGACAUCUUAAAAGAGGAAAUGGUUACCUAUGCUGUAGAUGUUACCCUGCAAAGUUCAGGAGAACUCUUAGACCAUGUGCUUGUGCAAAUGGGGUAUGGUUUAAAAGCCAAAGGGCAAAAUUCUAAGAAGCAAUGCACAAAUCAAAGUGACCCUGAUGGAGUUGGAAUGAUGGUACCUGUAAACAAAAUUGGUGUAGACAAAAGUGACCUAAUCCCCAAAGUGCUGACUUUGAAUGUUGGUGAUGAGUUUUGUGGUGUGGUUGCCCACAUUCAGACACCAGGCGACUUUUUUUGCCAACAACUACAAAGUGGCCAUAAGCUUGCUGAACUUCAGACAUCCCUUAGUGAGUACUGUAGUCAAGCAUGUCCAAGGUAUAACUUUUAUCCAUCCAUUGGAGAUAUAUGUUGUGCUCAAUUCUCAGAGGAUGAUCAGUGGUACCGUGCCUCUGUUCUGGCCUAUGCUUCUGAAGAGUCUGUAUUGGUUGGAUAUGUCGAUUAUGGAAACUUUGAGAUCCUGAGUUUGACAAGACUUUGUCCCAUAAUUCCAAAGUUGUUGGAAUUGCCAAUGCAAGCUUUAAAGUGUAUGCUGGCAGGAGUCAAGCCAACAUUAGGAAUAUGGACACCAGAGGCUAUUUGUCUUAUGAAAAAAUUUGCACAGAACAAAAUGGUCAUAGUGAAAGUGGUGGACAAACUGGAAAGCAGUUCCCUGGUGGAACUUACAGAUAAAUCUGUGACACCUGUUAUCAGUGUUGCUAAAAUUCUCAUAGAUGCUGGCUAUGCUAUAGAUGAAAAGGAGACAGUGACAGAGAAACCCAGUGACGUGUUUAUUUUCACAGUUUCUUUGGGUACAGAUGAAAAAGUAAAUCCAUUGGAAUGGACAUGGGUUGAACUAGCUGUCGACCAAACAGUAGAUGUUGUGGUCUGUGUGAUGUAUAACCCUGGAGAAUUUUAUUGUCAUAUCUUGAAAGAGCAUGCCUUGGAGAAGCUCAGUGAUUUGAAUAAAUCAUUAGCAGAGCAUUGUCAACAGAAGCUACAUAAUGGCUUUAAGGCAGAAAUAGGGCAACCUUGUUGUGCUUUUUUUGCAGGUGAUGGUAACUGGUAUCGUGCUUUAGUCAAGGAAAUCCUACCAAAUGGAAAUGUAAAAGUACAUUUUGUGGAUUACGGAAAUGUUGAAGAAGUUACUACAGAUGAACUCCGAAUGAUAUCAUCAAAAUUUUUAAAAUUUCCAUUUCAAGGGAUACAGUGCUGGUUAGUAGACAUACAGCCUAGAAACAAAUAUUGGACUAAGGAAGCCAUAGCAAGAUUUCACAUGUGUGUUACAGAAAUAAAACUCCAAGCCAGAGUGGUUGAAAUCACUGAAAAGGGAGUGGGCGUUGAACUCACUGACCUUUCCACCUCAUACCCCAGAAUAAUUAGUGAUGUUCUGAUUAGUGAAAAUCUGGUUUUAAAAGCUGGUUCACCAUCUAAGGAUUUGCCCAAUAACAGACCUGUUAAUAAACACGGUCAUGAAAUUGACACCCAGGGGCUUCAAGCCUUCUCUUCAGCAGAGCAGUGGAAGACGAUAGAACUGCCAGUUAAUAAAACUGUGCGGGCAAGCAUAUUAGAAAUCAUAAGCCCUAACUUGUUUUAUGCUAUCCCAAAUGACGUGCCAGAAAAUCAAGAAAAAUUGUCUAUAUUGACAGCUGAAUUGUUAGAAUAUUGCAGUGCUCAGAAAAGUCAACUCUCUUACAGACCAAGAAUUGGAGAGGCCUGCUGUGCCAAAUACACAAGUGAUGAUUUCUGGUACCGGGCGGUCGUUCUGGAGGCAUCAGAUUCUGAUGUGAAAGUGCUCUACGCUGACUACGGGAACAUUGAAACGCUGCCUCUUUCCAGAGUGCAGCCAAUUGCUGUGAGCCACCUGGAACUCCCUUUCCAAGUUAUCAAAUGUUCAUUUGAAGGGCUGGUGGAAUUGAAUGGAAGCUCUUCUCAGUUAAUAAUAGAGCUACUAAAAAAUUUCAUGUUGAGCCAAAAUGUAAUGCUUUCUGUGAAAAAAAUUAGUAAGAACGUUCACACAGUGUCCGUUGAGAAGUGUUGCGAGCAUGCUGCUGUCCGUGUGACCAGUCAGCUGGUGACCUGCGAUCUGGCAAGGAGCACCACAGCCAGCACUCAGAACGCGCUGCACAAAGAAAAGACACACAGGAUGAAUUGCUGCUGCACGGAGUUACAGGGACAAGUUAAAAAACAUGAGCAGAUUCUGUUCUUCCUCUUGAACAAUCCAACCAACCAAAACAAAUUUAUUGAAAUGAAAAAACUGCUAAAAAGUUAAGAACAGUGCCUUUUGGAAUUAAACCCUGCAGAG